Molecule: messenger RNA, 6491 nt
Organism: Trichomycterus rosablanca
Lineage: Eukaryota; Metazoa; Chordata; Actinopteri; Siluriformes; Trichomycteridae
Gene: nup188
Product: nucleoporin 188
Exons: 43
Coding region: 1-5190 (1729 amino acids)
Biological process (GO): RNA export from nucleus; protein import into nucleus
Cellular component (GO): nuclear pore inner ring
Molecular function (GO): structural constituent of nuclear pore
Source: RefSeq, a predicted model, not a curated record
AUGGCGGAGUCGGAGAUUUGUAUCAGAAGCAGUCAGGAGUUAUGGACCAUCCUUCACGGACGAUCUGCUCUGCGGGAACCGUCUCAGAUCAAAGCAGAAUUAGAGCGAAAUGGAGACCGACUGCAGCAGGGAUUGGCAUACUACAAACCACCCAGCUCUUCAUCAGCGGACAAAUUAAAAGCAGACAAGGAGGUUCCUCAGACUCUUAAAGACUUCGGGCUCCGUAUCAGCAAACUUCUAGCUCUGGAUGAGCGACAGAGUGUGCAGAUUUUACAAUGCUUUCUACAAGAGGACUACAGAGGAACCCGAAACUCACUAAAGACCAUGCUGCAGGAUGAGAGACAGAGCCAAGCCUUAUUGCUCAAGAUUGUGGAUUACUACUAUGAAGAGAGGGCUUGUCUUCUGCGCUGUGUCCUUCUUCUUCUCACUUACUUCCAGGAUGAAAGGCAUCCUUAUAGGGCGGAGUACGCUACCUGUGUGAAUAAACUGGAGAAGGACCUCGUGUCGAACUACCAACAGCAGUUUGAAGCUCUAUUCAGUGCAGAAGCUCCAACUUGGGAAACUCAUGGAAAUCUAAUGACAGAGAGACAGGUUUCCAGAUGGUUCUCUCAGUGCCUAAAGGAGCAGGCUUUGCUGUUGGAAAUUCUCUUUCUUUAUUACGCCUACUUCGAAAUGCCCCAUAGUGACCUGUUGACCUUUAUGCGACUCUUCAAGGAGCAAGGUUUCGGGCAGCGGCAAACCAACAGACAUCUCGUGGACAGGAGCAUGGACAGACUAGUGGAUCGAAUUGGGUAUUUCAGUUGUCUUAUUCUGGUAGAGGGAAUGGACGUCGACUUCCUGCAUAAAUGUACCCUUGAGGACCGAACUGAACAGCAUCAACUCAGCAGCACACAUGACAUAAACAAAGACAUGGACCAGAUAUUGCUGGGGCUCGGUGAAAUCUCUCACCAUGGCCCAGUUCUGCUGGCCUGGGUUCUUUUAAGGCACACGCUUCAACCGGUCGAAGCUGGGUCAAUCAUCAAACGACUUGGUCAUGCUACCUUACAGCUGGGAGUGUUUCAGUACCUCACGGACAUGCUGCGGUCCCUGGGCAGCACUGGAAAUAAUUGCACUGCCAGCACUGCGCGAAUGUGCAUUUACGGUCUACUGUCAUUCGUAGUCACAUCGUUUGAAGAGGACACUGUAGGCAGCCAACAGCACCUGAUCAACGUAGCGUGCGAGGUUCUUGCGGCCCCAAGUCUAGCCGAGCUCUUUUGGGAGUCUAAGCCUAACGUGGGACUGGAAAUGAUUUUGGACUCAGCAGUCGGGGUUUUCCCGUACAAGACUGGACCAUUACUGCAGAUCCUCACAGCGUUGCUGGCUGAUAAAUCCACUGCCAAGAGGGUGUACACCUUUCUGGAUAAGAUGUCCUUCUACACAGAGAUAUACAAACACAAACCAAAUGAUGUGCUUUCUCGAGAGGACGAGACCCUGUGGAGAAGACAGGCACCUAAACUCCUCUACCCUCUGGGUACCGGUCAGACUAACCUAAGGAUGCCACAGGGUUGUUAUGGCCAGGUGUGUAUGGGCGAGCAGGGCUACGUGGUGCGCUGGGAUUACUCUUAUUCCUCUUGGACCCUUUUUACCUGUGAGAUUGAGAUGCUACUCCAUGUCGUCUCCACUGCAGAUGUGUUGGCUCACUGUCAGCGAGUAAAACCGAUACUGGACCUGGUCCAUAAGCUCAUCAGCACUGAUUGGACAGUAUCUGACUGCCUGCUGCCCAUCACUUCACGAAUCUACAUGCUGCUACAGAGGCUAACCUCAGUGAUCAACCCGCCAGUGGACGUAAUUGCCUCUUGCGUCAACUGUUUAAUCGUGCUGGCUGCACGGCAGCCUGCAAAGGUUUGGUCCAGUCUGCAACACACAGGCUUUUUGCCCUUUGCAUCCACCCUUCCAACCAACAUGGCACAAACCAUCAGCGCUGAAGGCAUGAAGGCAGGUAACUACGGCAACCUGUUGGUACUGAUUGAGCAGCCACGAGGAGAAUAUGCAGUGACCAUCGCCUACCUGAAGCUGGUGACCACUCUUGUCAAGGGUCAGAUAGGUAGUACCCAGAGUAGAGGACUCAUGCCCUGCGUGCUCCUGGUGCUGAAAGAGAUGCUGCCCACCUACCACAAGUGGCGCUAUGACACACACGGCAUCCGAGAAAAGAUAGGUUGCUUGAUUCUGGAGCUGGUCCAUGCCAUCCUAAAUCUCAGUCCUGAAGGGGAGUCUCAGGGCAGUUCCCCCAGCCUGCAGUCUCUAUGCAUCUACAGCUUGGCAAACACUGAAGCAGGCCAGGCCAUGGUGAACAUCAUGGGAGUGGGAGUGGACACUAUCAACACGGUGCUCGCAGCUCAGCCCAGCAGUAGUGGGAGCUGUGAGGGUCCUGGUCAGGUGUUGAUUCAGACGGUAAAGUUGGCCUUCUCAGUCACCAACAAUGUUAUCCGACUUAAACCUCAAUCAGACACGGUGUCUCCUCUGGAACAGGCUCUCACACAGCAUGGUGGCCAUGGCAACAACCUGAUAGCUGUUCUGGCCAAAUACAUUUACCACAAACACGAUCCUGCGCUUCCAAGGCUUGCUGUUCAGCUAUUAAAGAGACUCGCCUCGGUGGCUCCAAUGUCAGUCUACGCAUGCUUGGGGAGCGACGCAGCAGCCAUCAGGGACGCGUUCCUGAGACACAUGCAGAGUAAAACAGUCGACCUGCGCAUCAAAGUCACCAUCCUGGAGUUCCUCACUGUCGCCGUAGAAACCCAACCAGGUCUCAUUGAGCUCUUCCUUAACCUUGAGACCAAGGACAGCAGUGAGGGAACGAAGGAGUUCUCAUUGGGUGAAUGGAGCAUUCUGUCUGUGGUUCUUGACCUGCUGGACUCUGACGUGCCAUUGUCCCAGUCAUGGUGCCCCCCGUUGCUACAGCGGGCAGCACUUGCCUUUUUACAUGCACUCUGGCAGGAUCGUAGAGAGAGCGCACUGUCCGUACUGCGCAGCAGGAAGAAGUUCUGGGACAAUCUGACAGCACCGUUAUUUGGAUCACUCCCUCCACCCUCCGAAACAACAGAGCCUUGCAUUUUGGAGUCUUGCGCCUUCGUGAUGAAGAUAAUUGGCCUUGAGAUCUACUACGUUGUCAGUGGUAAACUGGAGGACUCCCUGAAGGCCGCACUGCAGCGUCUUGGCUCUCAGCGACGCUAUGAAUUCUGGUCUCAGUAUGUAAAGGAGCUGGUAUGCAUGGCCUGUGAGGACGAGGAGAGUGGAAUGAGGUCGUUGCCCGAGACUCAGAUGCUCAUUUCGGCAUGGAGGACACUACUCAUCCUUUCCACAAGCCAUUCUGCUGUUUUGCACCUAAAUGAAGACUCCGUAAGACAAAAGCUCUUUAUGGAUGUCCUGGAGGCAACCAAAGCAGCAUUGUUGAUUCCUCAGUCUGUUGCAUGCCUACGGUUGGGUUCCAUGAUGGCCACUCUGCUUCUCAUCAUCCUCAAGCAGUGGAAAAGUGUGUUGGUAUCAGCUCCUGCUCUUCUUCCUCCACUCUCUCUGAUGUUAGAGUGUGUUCUUCAGGCUGAUCAGCAGCUGAUGGAGAGAACCAAAGCCAAGCUCUUCUCAGCUCUCAUCUCAGCUUUGCACAUUCAGGGCCUUAACGGAGGAGAAAUUACCCAGCUGCCCCAGCUACUGCUCUGUGUGUGCGAGACAGUUCAGGAUGAGGCUCUGGCUUUGAUUGACAGCACGCGGCACAUGAGCCAAAAAGGUGAAGUCCAGGAGGACAGCAUGGAGACGGACUCGCCGCGCAUCCAGAAAGACCAGAGAGACUCGGUGUGUGUGCUAGCUCUACAUCUGUCUAAAGAGCUCUGCAGGGCUGACGAGGACGGUGAGCAGUGGCUGCAGGUGAUGAGGAAGCUUCCCGUUUUACCCUCGGUACUCAGCGCCCUUGAGCUCAGUCUGCGCUCCAAACAGAAUCUUUUCUUCACCGAGGCGGCACUGCACCUGCUGCUCACACUUGCUAGGACGCCUCAGGGAGCUGCAGCAGUAGCAGGUGCCGGGGUGAUUCAGAGCAUCUGCCUCCCUCUGCUCAGUGUAUAUGAAGGCCCGGUUAAUGGAACCACACAGGCGUUUUCUCGGAAGCCUGUGGACGCCCCCUCCUGGCCUGGUGUGUAUAGACUCUGUCUCUCUCUCAUGGAGAGCUUACUUAAAACACUGCGCUACAACUUCAUCAACGAGGCGCUCGACUUUGUCGGAGUUCACCAGGAGCGCAUCCUACAGUGUUUGAGCGCAGUGCGCACAGUACAGUCUCUAGCGUGCUUGGAUGAGGCCGAUCACACUGUGGGUUUCCUGCUCCAGCUCUCCAGCUUCUGUAAAGAAUGGCACUUCCACCUACCGCAGCUUCUCAGAGACGUGCAGGUAAAUCUGUGUUACCUGUGUCAGACAUGUACAUACCUUUUGCAUAGCAAGAAGAUGCUACACCACUACCUCCAGGCAAAGAAUGGCGACGCUCUACCUCAGAGGACCCAGGCACAGCACGUUCUACAGCCUGCCUCCAAAGAGCAGCCAUUAAUUGAAGAGAGAGAGGAGGCGGAGUCUAAAGCUUUGUUAGCAGUGCAGUGCAGCCUUCUGAAGAUACUGAGCAAAACACUAGCGACGCUACAGCACUUCACACCCGACUGCUGCCAAAUCAUGCUCGACCAGUCUAUGGACCUUGCAGAGUACAGGACUCUGUUUGUGCUGAGCUUCACGACUCCGGCUUUCGAUUCUGAUGUCGCACCAUCUUUUGGAACUUUGCUGGCCACCAUCAAUGUGGCACUGAGCAUGCUGGGAGAGAUAGAGAAAAAGAAGGAGUCAUUGGUUUCAUCAGAGGAAACACAAGCACUGAAAUCAUUGCUGAUGUUUUCUAUGGAGAACUGUUUCUACGUGUUGAUCUCUCAGGCCAUGCGGUGCUUAAAAGACCCGACCGUCCUGCCUCGAGACAAACAGAGAGUCAAACAGGAGCUCAGUUCUGAGCUGAGCACGUUGCUGACCACAUUGUUUAGGUUUUUCCGGCGCGGGUCACCGUCGUCUCCGGCCGGAGGCCUUCUCGCCUCCCCCCAGACCAAACCCACCACUCCGGGGUCAAAGGUCACACAGGAGGGCCAGGAACCCUUCGUACAGCUUGUGCAGGCAUUUGUACGGCAUGUCCAACGCUAGCGUUUCGCAUGAGUUCGUUCAAUCAAAAUGAAGAAUCGCACAUCUGCUGGACAUUAAGGGGUACAGCGACAUUUAAGUAGUUUUAAUACAAAAGCCUGUGUAAUGCCAAAGCAUAGGUGUAACUAUUUAACUAUUUAAAACAAAAUGCUUGUUGUGUUUGAUUUAUGCUGAGUAAGAACCCACCUCCCAAGUAUCAAUGUGGCAUAAGUCCUGGCAUUACACAUUCUUUUCUGCUAUUUCCUAAUAGACACACGUAAUAAUAGUUUACAUUCAAGUUAUAAAAUGAUAGUUUUUUGUGUUGGUCUGACUUUUUAGGGGCAUUUGUAAUUAUACACGCUUGCUCUACCACACAGAUUGCAUAUUAAAGGGCAAAAUGCAUUUGUAAUUAUUAAUGGUGCCUUUACAGAACUGUGGCAUGAACCCAAGAAAGGUUUUCCUAUACAUACCUUCUUUGUAUUUCAUUAUUUAAGGUGCUUCAUUCAGUUUACUUACUAAAUCGGUCCAACAUGACAUUCGGAGGCCUAGUUUUAUAGGCUACUGUUACCAAAGCUUGCCUGUGUUUUGUUUCUCAUUGGUCUGUUUUUUUAGGAUCGUGAUCGAUUGGUCAGACCAAUAUCCUGUAUUUGGACUAUUUGCCCUGGAAGUGGUGAAUGAGUGACUGUCACUGGGGACCAUUUAGAGUAAACUCAAUUUGAAUGCCAGGUCAUGUUAUUUGGACCAUAAGUAUUCAUGAAUGCUAACUGUACUUUCGUUGCGUAAACUGACACAUUGUCUUGUAUAUUCAUUUACAUCUGUUAAAAUAUUCAUGGAUGUACAUUCAUUGGCUCUUGGGGUGUCAAAAGUGCAGAAAUGUUAUAAUAUGCCAAUUUCUACAAGCUGAAACAUAAAGUAUUCUUUGUCACUGUUGUGUUUAUAAAAUAAUAAAGGAUUUCCAGGAGGUUAUUAUUAUUUAUUAUUUUAUAACUUUAACUGUUAAUAAAAAAUAUAUUACAUGAGCAACGUUUUUAUACAACCCCAAUCAGUUGGAUCAGUAUGGAAAAUGCAAAUAAAAUAAAAAUGCAGUGUUUCUUACAUUUACUUUGACUUUUAUUUGAUUGCAGACAGUUUGAAUCCAUUCCUGCAUUUUAGGCUUGCAACACAUUCCAAAAAAAGUUGGGACGGGGCAACUUAGGGCUAGUAAUGAGGUCAAAUAAAUUAAUAAUAAUGUGAUACCGAACAGGUGAUUGUAAUCAUGGUUUGGUACCAGUGGCGAUUUCUGUAAGACUGCAAGGGAAGCUCAGCUUCCCCUAAAAUGUCAAAAA